Messenger RNA from Liolophura sinensis, 6480 nucleotides. Its product is annotated as zinc finger matrin-type protein 3-like. Bases 1460 to 2713 code for a protein of 417 amino acids. NCBI's taxonomy places the organism in Eukaryota, Metazoa, Mollusca, Polyplacophora, Chitonida, Chitonidae. Gene Ontology annotation, molecular function: nucleic acid binding; zinc ion binding. The transcript is spliced from 7 exons. The record is from RefSeq and is a predicted model, not a curated record.
ACUCAAGAAUAUUUCACUUAUACGACGGCGGCCAGCAUUAUGGUGGGUGGAAACCGGGCAGAGCCCGGCGGAAACCCACGACCAUCCACAGGUUGCUGGCAGACCUUCCCACGUACGGCCGCAGAGGAAGCCAGCAUGGGCUGGUCUUGAACUCACAGCGACCGCAUUGGUGAGAGGCUUCUGGGUCACUACGCUGCGCUAGCGCGCUAACCGACUGAGCCACGGAGGCCCCCGGGACCACUCUGACCCCUUGUGUAGAUCUGCCCCUGAUAUACAUACAAAGCUGGUAUAGCAUGGCUUUAUGGGCUACACUUAACUUAGUUUGGUUUUAAUUUUGUUAAAAAUACUUUUGCAGUUGAGCUAAUAUUACCCGCAUAUAUGUUUUGAAUGCUAAAUAAAUUAAAGAUUGAUUAAUAACACCCAUUUAGGCUAUUUUCUUGACUGUUGUAUAACACAAUAUUUGAGAUUUUUUGGCAGUCAGCUUAAUGGCAUAUGUAUGGGUGGGGAACCCGGGGAAACCACCAACCUUUGGCAAGUUACUGACAAAGUUUUCCCACGUAUGACAUGCACACCAAGCUACUGACAAACUUUUCUCAUGUAUGACAUGCACCCCAACUUACUUACAAACUUUUCCCAUGUGUGACAUCCACACCAAGCUACUGACAAACUUUUCUCACGUAUGACAUGCACCCCAAGUUACUGACAAACUUUUCCCACGUAUGACGUGCACACCAAGCUACUGACAAACUUUUCUCACGUAUGCCAUGCAUGCCAACUUACUGACAAACUUUUCCCAAGUAUGACGUGCACACCAAGCUAUUGACAAACUUUUCCCACGUAUGACGUACACACCAAGCUGCUGACAAACUUUUCCCACUUAUGAUGUGCACACCAAGUAACUGACAAACUUUUCCCACCUAUGACAUGCACACCAAGCUAUUGAGAAACUUUUACCACGUAUGACAUGCACACCAAGCUACUGACAAAAUUUUCCCCACGUAUGACAUGCACACCAAGCUACUGACAAAUGUUUCCCACGUAUGACAUGCACACCAAGCUGCUGACAAACUUUUCCCACUUAUGGUGUGCACACCAAGUAACUGACAAACUUUUCCCACCUAUGACAUGCACACCAAGCUACUGACAAAUGUUUUCCACGUAUGACGUGCACCCCAAGUUACUGACAAACUUUUCCCACGUAUGACAUGCACACCAAGUUACUGACAAACUUUUCCCACGUAUGAUGUGCACACCAAGCUACUGACAAACGUUUUCCACGUGUGACAUGCACCCCAAGUUACUGACAAAUGUUUCCCACAUAUGACAUGCAUGCCAAGCUACUGACAAAUGUUUCCCAUGUAUGACAUGCACACCAAGUUGGUGAAAAACAAGUGGUCUUCAGUGAACAUUGUCAUUGGACUGUACAAACGUCACAUGAUCAUUAUUGACCAUUUAUUUGAUGUGUUUUUGUCAGUUUCUCCCUAUCAUUAUGCCUUUCUUUCUCAGCCAGACAUUGCUGAUUUCUGCCCUUAUUGAGUCCACCAAUGUGACCAUAGCAGACGGUACAACCCCUGUGUUUACAUUGGAUGUGUAUACAACAAUGUUUCUUCACUGUGCUGUGUGCAGUUUGACUGUCAACUCCCAACGACAGUAUCAACAACAUCUGGAAGGAAAGGCCCACCUCAAAAGGUUCAAGUUGUCAGGAGGUUAUGCUUCUCUGGACAGUCUGGCUCAUGCCAUCACAAAGCAGCACCCCUCUCCCACUGCCCCUCCCUGGUCAAAGCAGCAUGUGAGGGAUGUAAAUCUGUGCAACCCUGCCAGCAACCCUUUGACCUGUAACCUCUGUCAGCUGACCUUCUCCUCGCAGUCUCAAGCAGAUGAUCAUUAUCAUGGCAGCAGACAUGCCAAGAGACAGAGAGCUGCUCAGCAGUACAGCAACGUUCGCAUAUCUGCCGGUCAUGAAGCAGGGCCACAUAAGACGUAUUGCGAUGUAUACAGUACUUUCACUGGCCACACUUUAGGUUACACUGAAUACAGUGCCGGUACGGGAAAUGGUACAGAAGAAAAGCCUUUCCUGUUUGUGCCUCCUCCCUCAUUCCCCUCACUCUCAUCCAUUCUUGUGCCUGCACUGAAAGCCCCGCCUUUACCAUCAGAAACACUGACAAGCAGGCUGGUUCUGCUUCCCCACCAGCCCACAGCCAAUCAGAGUACAAGCCCCAUGUCUUGGUCGGCCCCGGCAAAGCGUAGGAGUGAGCCAUGUUUCUGUACCCUGUGUAAGGCAGAGUUGACGUCACAUCAGCAAGCCGAGGCGCAUUUCAGGGGAGGGAAACAUGCCAAGCGUGUCAAGACACAGAUGUUAAACUUUGAAUUGAUGUCGGAAAGAGGAACAGCCAUGACUGAUGUGACAAAGCAGGGUUCUACAGGGUUCUACUGCUCCUUCUGCGAGAUUCACCUGAACUCUCUGCUACAGCUCGAUCAGCACAGACGAGGUGGUAAGCACAAACAGAACCUUGAAAAGUGUGAGACAUUUAGGAACACUCACAAGACCAAACCCUCCCAGCUGUCUGACAGUUACGCAGUGUUCGCGUGUGAGAUGUGCUGCAGGGCGUUCUCAGAAAAAAACAGCUACCUUGUGCAUUUGAAGAGUCUGGAACACAAGAACAGAAAAAAUGAAUUGGAAUCCCAGGUUUCUGUAGGCACAGUGAAGAAAUGACCGAACAAGGCACAUCUCUCAUUACCAGUCACUUCUAAGCCUUUCUGUAUCAGUUUUUUGAAAAUGGCUCAUUUGACAGUAUUAAAGUAGAUGGAUAUUAAAGGCAAAGAAAACACUAAUGUGAAGUAUAUGUCGGAUGAAAAACCAUUAAUUAAUGUCAAGGUAAGGAUGUUUUUCAAACUUGUUUGAUGCAUUGGAAACUUUGUAUUCUACAGUGGCCUUUUCUGUCUAUAUUGGGAUAAGUGACGUCACAUCAGGAUUUUGUCUCUCAGCUCACACCGACUGCUACAUGCACAGAUGUAGAUUUGAUCAUUUAAAAUGCAUAUACAUGAAGAGGUGUUAAUGGACAUUGAAACGAACCAUUUCAAGCAAAACAUAUAGUUACAUGCAUGUAGCAUGGAUGUGAUGACAUUGAUACUCACCAAUUCCCAACAGUUCACUGUAGAAUUAAAUCAGACUAUUUUUCAGGACACUGUUUAAUGGCCUUCCAUCUGAUAUAUAUAUACGCAUACUUUAUGUUAGUGUUUUCUUUCUGUACAAAAAAAAGCUAAAGGUGCCAUGAUUUAUGUGUUAGGUUUCAUACUUGUUUGACAUACAUGUAUGUGCCCGUGAGGCACAGUUUUAUGUGUUAGGUUUCAUGCUUUUUAGACAAACAUGUAUGUGCCCACGAGGCACAGUUUUAUGCGUUAGGUUUCAUACUUGUUUGACAUACAUGUAUGUGCCCAUGAGGUACAGUUUUAUGAUUUUUUUUUUUUUUGAUUGAGCCCGGGGGAAACCAACGACCAUCCGCAGGUUGCUGCAGACCUUCCCACAUACGGCCGGAGAGGAAGCCAGCAUGAGCUGGACUUGAACUCACAUCGACCGCAUUGGUGAGAGACUCCUGGGUCAUUACGCUGCGCUAGCACGCUAACCAACUGAGCCACGGAGGCCCCUACAGUUUUAUGUGUUAGCUUUCAUACUUGUUUGACAUACAUGUAUGUGCCCGUGAGGCACAGUUUUAUGUGUUAGCUUUCAUACUUGUUAGACAAACAUGUAUGUGCCCGUGAGGCACAGUUUUAUGUGUUAUGUUUCAUGCUUUUUAGACAUACAUGUAUGUGCCCGUGAGGCACAGUUUUAUGUUAUGUUUCAUGCUUUUUAGACAAACAUGUAUGUGCCCGUGAGGCACAGUUUUAUGUGUUAGGUUUCAUACUUGUUUGACAUACAUGUAUGUGAUCAUGAGCCCAAGCUAUAAAUAUUCACCUAACAAUGCUUUUUGUCAUCUUCACAAUACUAGGCAUUUGUUUAUGUAUCAGAGUCACCGAUGAAAAACCGUAUUAGAGGGAUUACAGAACUGGGUCAUGUACAAGUUGUAUGUGUGGGUUUGUGAUGUGUUUGUCAUGUCCAGGCUAACACACCAAGAUCGUGUCAUGAAAAAUUGCUAGGUGAGUGAUGACCCAAGAAGAGUUACAUUAAUUUAUGGUUAAUUGAAAGUUUUGCUAUUGUCUUUCAUUGUUUUGCAUGUAUAUAAACACAUAGCCCCAGGAAUACAAAACUAUCUAAAACUAUGUCAAAAUUUUAAUCAUUAGAUUUUGGUAUGUUUCUUUCCAGUAUUUUACAUGUAUCUGAAAUUUAUUGUCCAGUAACUUUUAUCCAGAAUUUCUGUUAUAAAGCAAUAUUUGGACCUUUUUUUUUCAGAAAUAGCAACCUUAAAAUGAUUUGAAAUUAUUACUUAAUUCUAAGAUGGCUUCAGGAUGCCAUCAGUAAUUACCAGUAAUUAGCCUAAAUUUUUGUUCAUGACUACAAAAAGUUACUCAUUUUGAGCUCUAUUAAUCUCAGCAAGAUGUUUUUAGCUUUUUGGAAGGUAUAGAAUGAUCUGAAAAAUGUAACUUUCAGCAUCAAAAGUAAUAUUUUAUGCCCUCUAGCCCUAAAAAAAUGCAGUUGUUUGGUUCAGUAUCUGGAGCAAACGGAGCAUUUGUCUUUUUUUGUGCAUUCAUUUUCCCAUGUGGUCGACAUGUGAUUGCCAUGUGAUCUUCAUGUGAUCGCCAUGUGAUUGCCAUGUGAUUGCCAUGAUAAGGACUCUGCCAAAAUUCCUGGAUCCAAUACCACACUGUUUAAAUCACCCUGGUGUAUUGAGUAGGUGAGGUGAUCCCAAUUUCUGUUUAUUUUUUUACUUCUUUAUUCGUUUGACCGUUGUUAUAUGCCGUGCUCAAGAAUAUUUCACUUUUUCAAAAGCUCCCAGCAUUAUAGGGGGAGGAAAGAUGGCAGGCCCCAGGGGACACCUACGACCAUCCCCAGACUGCUUUUUGGCAAGACUUAUGUGUUAUUUAGGUUUAAAGACUUUGGGAAGAAAUUCAUAACUAGUGAUUCAUAUCAGGACGGGAUAUUACAUAUGACUGUGUUCGUAUUAACUUACUUAAUGUACUUUAACAUAUAAUGUAUAAUAACGUCUGUAUUUAUUGAAGGUAGCUCAGUCAACUUACAAUGAAACUGUUCUUCCCCAAUAACUUCAUUGAGAAAACAAUGUAUAGGAAACAUGUACUUCGGAGUCCAAUCAAAAAAUACAUCAAUGUAUAUGACACCAGAUAAAGCAGCAGGUAGUUUGAAAAGAGAAGUUACAUACAUUCAUACAUACAAAAAGCAACAACACAAGCAAUAGUGCUGUUCCCGCAACUGUGCUAACCAGCAGAAGCAUCUUGCCGACACCUACUUGCCCCCCUGCUGGCUGGAACCCCGUCAACACAUGUACGGAAAACGAACCAAGUGAGUGGGAGAUGGCCCCUUUCCCAUCCCCUGUCCGGUUUGGACUAUGCACAUGUGUGGAAGAGUUUUACAAGGACCUAGAAUAAAAAAAAAAAAUACAAAGAAAUAAAAUCAUGUAUAUGCUGGGAGGCAGUUCCAUAGUUUCAUGCCUAUGUGUGUAAAACUUUCUGUCCUGUAAUUUGUCCUUGCUUUAUUGAUAUUAUAUGUUGUGUUGAUCUAAGAACAAUAUUGUGCAGAUGUUUGGAGGGAAAAGCUUUUUAAUACAGUUUGGACAGAUUAUGUAAUGCUUUAUAGAUAAUACAAAGAAUUGUGUAGUUUACCCUUUUAUUAAAAUGCAUCCUUUUAGUCUUUGGAGUAAAGAUUUUUCACAUGUUUUUAUAUUUUCAUGUAGAACUAAACAAGCAGCCUUCUGUAACUGGACUAUCCUUUCUCUAUUUUUAAUUGAACAGUUUCCCAAUACUGCACAGCAAUAAUCAAGAUAGUACUUAUAAAAAUUAUCACUACAACGAGGUGUUAGAAGAGCUCUCAUCCUUUGUAGAAUCCCUAACAAUUUAGAAACCUUUUUACACACAUUUUUGAUUUAUGUGUCCCAGUAAAGAUGUAAAAAUGUUCGUGAAUAUAAAUACCAAACAAUUUACCAUUACUGACUCGUUCGAGUUUACUUCCAUCAAGCAUAACAGAGAAAGGAACAUGUUUGAUUAACUGCAGCCGUUGCCUGGAGCCCAGUAUCAUGUAUUUACAUUUUUGGUGAUUAAUGAACAUGAGUUUUUUGUCCUGCCAGUCUUUAGUACAAUCCAUACUGCUGGUUAUAUGGCGCUCAGUGUCAGACAUACUGCCUGAGGAGCAGUAUGUAGUUGUGUCAUUAGCAAAGCUGUCAAUAGAAUUGCCACUGUCUUUUGUAAAUAACGGGAGAUCAUUUAUAUAUAGUAUAAAAGGUAAAGGUCCCAAUGUGGAGCCUUGCGGGACACCGGCCUUAAUAUCCAUAGCAUCAGAAUUUCUCCUCCAACAACAACCCUCUGUUGUCUGUU